ACGACUUGGGCACGUCAUCCCCAAAGUAUUUUAUAAUUUUUUUUUAAUUCGGCCAUUAAAAAUAAACAGAAAAUGAGUGCUAUUUUCAAUUUCCAAAGUUUGUUGUCAGUGAUUCUAUUAAUGAUUUGCACUUGUGCCUACUUGCGUUCGCUGUUUCCCAGUAUAAUGGACCGCAAUAAGACCGGAUUGCUUGGUGUUUUUUGGAAAUUGGCUAGAAUUGGCGAACGUAAAUCUCCAUAUGUGGCGGUUGCAUGUUUAGUAAUGGCUGUUUCUAUACUAUUCUGGACGUGAUUGGUUUUGUGUAACGAUAACAUGAGGGGCUUUAGUUUAAGAAUAAUCUACUCAUUUUGUUGGCUUAAAAGAUUAUAAAGCAUUUUGUAUCAAUUUGUGUAUGUAAACAAAUUUAUUUUAAGAUAAAUAAUGACUGCAUUUCCUUU
Messenger RNA from Calliphora vicina (urban bluebottle blowfly), 437 nucleotides. RefSeq names its product transmembrane protein 167A-like protein ksh (gene ksh). NCBI's taxonomy places the organism in Eukaryota, Metazoa, Arthropoda, Insecta, Diptera, Calliphoridae. Gene Ontology annotation, biological process: protein secretion; intracellular transport. The record is from RefSeq and is a predicted model, not a curated record. The transcript is spliced from 3 exons. The coding region runs from base 73 to 291 and encodes 72 amino acids.